UGCAAAACUGCAGAGUGAUUUUACAGAAAUUCUGAAGUGGUAGAUUAGUCAGUUGCAAACUAAAAUUUUGAAUUAAAAUGUGUUUCUUCAGAAAAUCUUUAUCAUCCUUUUGAUUUUGACUUUAUUUAGGUAGCUGAAAUUGUGAUCCGUGUUACUUUUGUGAAUAAUUGUAUCCUCUAAUGUUAUGUUACACUCAAAAUGGAAGAGCUUAGGCUGCAGCAUCCAAUUUCCAAGCUGUUUGAGUUUUCCCAGUGACAGUGAGGAGCUCCUCACAGAUAACAUGGCAAGAGAACCAAUUAUGCUGAAUGUUUAUGACAUGUAUUGGAUAAAUGAGUAUACAACUCCAAUUGGGCUGGGAGUGUUCCAUUCUGGAGUUGAGAUUUAUGGACAAGAGUAUGCCUAUGGCGGACAUCCUUAUCCCUUCUCGGGAAUAUUCGCCAUAACGCCAAGGGAUGCAGAGGAGUUAGGUGAACAAUUUAGAUUUAGACAAUCAAUUCACGUAGGACACACAGAUUUUACUGAGCAAGAUGUCAAGAGAAUAGUUCAAGAAUUAGGCAAAGACUUUAGAGGAGAUCGUUAUCAUCUGAUGAACAAAAACUGCAACCACUUCUCUGGAUCCCUGACACAGAUACUCUGUGGACAAGAGAUCCCAUCGUGGGUCAACAGGCUGGCGUACUUCAGCUCUUGUGUUCCGUUCCUGCAGCGUUGUCUGCCGCGAGAGUGGCUCACACCAAUGGCUCUACAACAGUCCAUCAACCAGCACAAGGAGGGCUCUCCCUCCCCCGACUCCCCUCUAUAACACCUCCACUUCGCCAUUCGACGAUAAUGCAUGUCAAAUUUAAUGUCACUCUUUUUUGUAAAAUCAUUCUAAAGCUGCAUUUUAAAUUUGUAAAUAGUUUUUCUUUUAGCGACAUAAAGUGAAUGGAUUUUAGUAACAAAUUUAAACAAUUAAAACAAGUUUAAAUAAUUAUUCUGUGCAUUUUAAGAUGAAGUUUUAAAUUUGUAAUUUGCAAUGAGGAGUUUAGUCAAGGUUUUUGGGUUUCUAUCUACUUCUUCCACAAAUCAGGAAAUAUAUUGUUAACUUAAGUUCUUUAAAGGAGUGAAACAAUAUGUUGGAAGGUUAGUCAUAUGUACAUUUUAAUAUUUAUUACAUUCUCUGCAGUCACACAAUACCUUAUAUACAGAGGAGUGUGGAGACGGGCUGAGUAUGGGAUAAAUCAUUUCAUUAAAGGAAAUGCAGAAUUACUUCCAUCAACAUCCAUGCUCACUGUCAUUAAAUUCACUUCUCUUCUGAGACGUCUUAAAUCUUUUAAACAAACAACUUUUGAUGUUGACUCGAAGAUGUGGGAGAUGUAGAUAAAAAUGUAAGAACUGAUUUUACUACUGCUUCUUCUCUAUUUAUCAACUUCACCGGUACAACAGUAUAUGUGGAAAUUGGUGAGAGGUUGUCACCAUCACAUUAAUCCAUCUACGGUUGGAUUUUUUAAUUCCAGUUUUAUGUUCAAUUAUCCAAAUGAAUAGUAAAACAAUGUAUUGUUAAUUUAAUUAUAUAUCCUCAAUAAAAUGUAAGGCUAAAGACAUAAUGAGGAAAAGUACAAGGGGUUCUUGAAGGUAAAGCUGAUUUGUCAGGGAGAAAAGGUUUCAAAUUACUAUACCAUAAAAUAUACUCUUUGAUAUGCCAAUGGACAAACUUGUGGCUGUAAGAGACAAAGUCAUUUUCUAGUAUUGAUAAAUUGUAGAUUUGGGCCUAAUUGUCCAAUUUUGAGUGUUUUUUUAUCUUUUAUACUUAUCUUACGGUGAUAUCUUGAAGUAUAAUUUAGGUUUUGUUGACCUACUAUUUAUGAACAAUGUAGAUUGUUUGCACAACCCCUCAAUUCUGGUGAUUAGGAAGUAUUAUAAUAGGGUCAAGAUAGGUUAGAUAUCGUUUUAGGGGUAUUUAUUAUUUAUUUAAAAAUAUAUAUUAGUGUUAGUCAGUCAGUUAGCUUAAUCUUUUUUAUAAAUGUUAUUAUCGCAUAAAUUUUAUCCUAAUGCCAAAGUUGAUCGUUUCUCUCAAUUAUAAAUUAUAUUUUGGUAGUCUAUAUACCGCCAAAUCCAAAUUUUGAUAUUUGCAUUUUACCAGGCAAUGUUUUUGUAUUGCCUUUUAGCAGGGUUUUAUAUUGUUACUACUCGACAAAAUUCAUUUGUGAAGUUUUUAUCUCAAAAGUUUACCUUAUGUUUUAGUAAGGGUAUUUGUAAUACAAAGCAUUGGGCAGGCCUACUUAUAUUUUUAUGUACCAGUGUAGAAGUAUUAAAUAUUAAAUACGUGAUUAAAUGAUGAAUCGUUUUAGCACCAAUACAUGAUGGAAAUUUUAAAUCCUCCCUUAUUGAGAAUGUCUGAACCAUACAUUAUCGUCUUGUUGUAAAAUCUAUUAUUUCCAAAUCAUGCAACUCCCUUCGACUAAGUUGAUUUGAUAUCAAAUGUAAAUUAUGUAGAUACGGUUGCAGUUAGUGUACAUAAGACUGUUGUUGGAUGUUGUUAUGUAUAUUGUGCAUGUUACGUUUUGUAGUCCCUGCCCGGGGGCAUUUUGCCAACUAUUACUGACUGCCUUACGUAUGUAAUUCAUUGACAAAAAUGUUAUUUUCUUCAAACAUUCUCUUAAGUAUUAAAAUGUUUAUCGAUGUACAAAUCCUUUUUAGUAAUGUGACUCUAGCGUUUGACGUAGUGAUAUUUGAGUAAAACAUAAUUUUUAGUUUUUAAAAUAUUAAUUUUAUGGUAUAAUUUAUGAAUGUGAAUGUGUUUUGUUAUUCAAGUUUAAGGACAUAAUCUACAUAAGAUAUGAGAAAUAAACUUAUUAAUAAUAAGUCUGUUAUUAAACACUGUAUGUUGUUU
This is a messenger RNA of Macrosteles quadrilineatus (aster leafhopper), 2869 nucleotides long. RefSeq names its product deubiquitinase DESI2. Gene Ontology annotation, biological process: protein deubiquitination. The record is from RefSeq and is a predicted model, not a curated record. Gene Ontology annotation, molecular function: deubiquitinase activity. NCBI's taxonomy places the organism in Eukaryota, Metazoa, Arthropoda, Insecta, Hemiptera, Cicadellidae. The transcript is spliced from 6 exons. Bases 185 to 799 code for a protein of 204 amino acids.